AUGGUCAAGCAUAAGGACCUUAUUGACGUUAACCCGAUGGCAAGGUCUGAGGCACUAGAGCUUCUUCAGAAGACGCUUGAUCAACCCGAAGAAAGCCAAGAGAGCCAACAGUUAGUGGAAGAACUCGAGUUUAUGCCGCUUGCAAUAGCCCAGGCCGCAUGCUAUAUUCGAAAUCGGGCGCCUCGCUAUUCAGUAUCACAAUACCUGAGAGACUUUCAGAAGAGCGAUAGCGAAGCGAUAAAGCUUCUCAAAAAAGAGGCGGGUCACCUUGACCGGGAUUGGGAAGCAAAGAACUCAAUUCUAGUGACUUGGCAAAUAUCAUUUAACUACAUUCGCCACGAAAAGCCAUCUGCAGCGGAACUACUUUCUCUUAUGAGCUUUUUCGAUCGACAAGGGAUACCGGAGAGUGUUAUCCGCCAGCCACCGGCUAGCUGCACCUCAAGGACAGAACUCUUCGACAACUCUAGUGACGGGGAAACAUCUGAAUCCGACGGAGGUCUGGAAUUUGAAGAUGAUGUUACAACUUUACGGAAUUACUCAUUUAUAUCUAUUAGCGAGAAUGGGACUUCCUUUGCUAUGCAUCGACUAGUGCAACUGACUACGCGCGCAUGGCUGAAAUCUCAUGGAGAAACAGAACGGUGGAGGGAAAAAUUUAUCGCUAAUGUGUACGGAGAGUACCCUACAGGUCGAUAUGAAAAUUGGGGGAAGUGCCAGUCUCUCUAUCCUCACGUUCGGUCAGCGAUGUCUCAACGACCAGAAUCACGAGAGUCUCUCUUGAGAUGGGCCACGCUACUUUAUAGAGGCGCAUGGUAUGCGUCAGAAAGCGGCCAUAUUGCGGAUGUAAGGGAAAUGGCAUCGAAAUCGCAAAAGCAUAGAGUCGAACUGCUAGGUGCGGAGAAUGACGAGGCCCUUGCGAGUACUGCGAUGUUGGCUGAAGCCUAUUCACUAGAGGGCCGAUGGGAGGAGGCGGAACAGCUCGAGGUGCAGGUCAUGGAGACUCGCAAGACGAAGCUCGGCGUGGACCAUCCUGACACGCUGACGAGUAUAGCUAACCUAGCAUCGACGUAUUGGAACCAGGGCCGAUGGGAGGAGGCGGAACAGCUCUUCGUGCAGGUCAUGGAGACGAGCAAGACGAAGCUCGGCGUGGACCAUCCUUCUACGCUGACGAGUAUGGCCAACCUGGCAUCGACGUAUAGGAACCAGGGCCGAUGGGAGGAGGCGGAACAGCUCUUCGUGCAGGUCAUGGAGACGAGCAAGACGAAGCUCGGCGUGGACCAUCCUGACACGCUGACGAGUAUGACCAACCUGGCAUCGACGUAUAGGAACCAGGGCCGAUGGGAGGAGGCGAAACAGCUCGAGGUGCAGGUCAUGGAGACGAGCAAGACGAAGCUCGGCGUGGACCAUCCUUCUACGCUAAGGAGUAUGGCCAACCUGGCAUCGACGUAUUGGAACCAGGGCCGAUGGGAGGAGGCGGAACAGCUCUUCGUGCAGGUCAUGGAGACUCGCAAGACGAAGCUCGGCGUGGACCAUCCUUCUACGCUAAGGAGUAUGGCCAACCUGGCAUCGACGUAUUGGAAACAAGGCCGAUCGGAGGAGGCGGAACAGCUCGAUGUGCAGGUCAUGGAGACGAGUAAGACGAAGCUUGGCGUGGACCAUCCUGACACGCUGACGAGUAUAGCCAACCUGGCAUCGACGUAUAGGAACCAGGGCCGAUGGGAGGAGGCGAAACAGCUCGAGGUGCAGGUCAUGGAGACUCGCAAGACGAAGCUCGGCGUGGACCAUCCUGACACGCUGACGAGUAUGUCCAAUCUUGCUUUCACCUGGAAAUCUUUAGGGUAUAAUACCCAAGCUCUCGAGUUACUACGAGAUUGCCUGGCCAGGCAGAAGCAAAUACUUGGGAGCAAUCAUCACCAUACCAUAUCCAGUUCUCAAACCUUGCUGGAGUGGGAAACAGAGAUGUUGGAUAUUGGUAAUAAAUGA
Molecule: messenger RNA, 1980 nt
Organism: Penicillium crustosum
Lineage: Eukaryota; Fungi; Ascomycota; Eurotiomycetes; Eurotiales; Aspergillaceae
Exons: 1
Coding region: 1-1980 (659 amino acids)
Cellular component (GO): kinesin complex
Molecular function (GO): protein binding
Source: RefSeq, a predicted model, not a curated record